AUGACCAGUGUGAGCCGGUCGAGUGAUACCCGCAGCCCGAAACGCCCGCGCGUGUACCCGGAGGUGUCCGGCGAAGAGGUCGACGCCCUCGUAAGCCUGACGCAAAGGGCGCUUGAGCGGGACCCCUCGGCUCUAAGCGAGAUCGCCAAGGACGCGUCCCUUCAGCAAGGCGGUGAUAAAUGACACAUUGUCCGACGGUGAGCUACAUAGAUAGCAGGAAACGCCUCCAGCGUGUGGGACGGCGGGCGGGUGGCUACGUCUCCUCAGGCCUCCGGUUUCGCAAACUUCUGACCUUUUGGGAUGUUCGCUUCGGAGCGGUUCUGAACAGGCCUGCGGUGUAACGGUAGCUCAAGGGUUUGAUUUUUUUUUGUAUGAGCUCUUAGAUGGGACGAAACUGGUUGGGCUGCCGCACCCUCAGGCAUAUUGCUGUUAAGAGCUUGGUGUACGGCUUGCAGCACGUGCGCUUGUAUCAUAACCUGCAUUUUUGUAUCUCAUAUUUAGAUGCAUUUUCGAAGAUGUGAAUGAAGUGUAUUCAUAGACCUUUGCACAGCCGUGCGUCUCAGCUUUCAUAUCUGUUGCGUGCGUGGUUGCACGCUGAGACAUGCAUGCACCUUGACUGAGGUAUGCAGUAAUCGCCUGACUUCUUCGUGAGGCUCGUUGUUUUCCUCUUUCGGUAGGGUUGUUGACAGUAGGCCAUCACAAUUUGCGCUCUAGCUCUCGCGGUAUGAAGAAACCGAGGCCUGUGGUCCUCACAGUCAAGUUCCGGCCGUGGUUGAUCAACGGAUUGAUUUGAUGAGACCUCUUGCCAGGCGGCGGCAAUUUAUUGUAGUCGCCGCGCGCGAGAGCGAGUAGACCUCAGCGCGGUGACAUCUAUGUGACAAGCACUUUACAUAUGGUGGCACAAGUCGCUCGCGGACAUGAUGACGUAGUUUUUUUCUGUCGUUGGGCUUUUUGUGGGGCAACGCUGAGAGAAUGGUCACAGGUCGCAUAGGUUCUUCAGUGACUGGCGGGCGCAGUUGGUACGAAUAAUCACAGGUCGCUACAGCAGAUUUUUCCAGUGAGGAAGGGGGGGGGCAGUUGGAACCGUCUCCAUGCGAUUGUUUCCCCAAAUAUAGUAGGAGAGGUUGUACCACUGGAGGGCCGACAGCAUGUCCAUUCAAAACGUAUAUGGGGUGUUUGAUGAUGAGAUGUGUGACAAAUGAAUGGCGUGAAUAAUCGUGAAA
Molecule: messenger RNA, 1223 nt
Organism: Ectocarpus siliculosus
Lineage: Eukaryota; Phaeophyceae; Ectocarpales; Ectocarpaceae
Source: the annotation of a GenBank genome assembly